Rubroshorea leprosula is the source of this 937-nucleotide messenger RNA. The record is from the annotation of a GenBank genome assembly. NCBI's taxonomy places the organism in Eukaryota, Viridiplantae, Streptophyta, Magnoliopsida, Malvales, Dipterocarpaceae.
AUUUAGCCAAAUCCGUUAGGAAAUUCCUCCCAAAAUCCUACAUUCGACCACAUUAAUCAUUAAUCACUUCCCAUGCUUUACAAAGACACAUACAACAGAAAAGGUUUCUGCUUUCUUCCUCUGCUUCCCUAUGAAUUUAGAUCUUUGUAAUUGAAACGCCAAAGUUACAUCCUUUGAUCUCCGGUCAGCCAGCUAGAGUUCCAAUAAUGAUGGAGACGGCAGAGCCGGCUCAAAAGCUGUACACUAGGAUGCGUUUAUGGGAAUAUCCUGAUGAGUACGUGAUUGAGCCCAUUGAUGGUUCCCAUGGUUCCUCGUUAUCAGUCAGUCGAGUUGACGGAUCAAUGAAGCUCAUUGAUGAAGUUCCAGAAUGCAGCUCUAUACGGGUUCCCAAGAUCCGAACAAUUUUUGGUGUUGUUGGGAUGCUAAAGCUAGUGGCAGGAUCAUAUUUGAUAACAAUAACAGAGCGUGAAUGUGUUGGAUCUUAUUUGGGACAUCCUAUCUACAAAGUUGCAUCUUUGAAAGUUUUUCCGUGUGAUCAUUCUCUUAAAAACUCUCCUGUAGAGCAGAAAAAGGUAGAGUCGGAGUUUUUUGGGCUGCUGCAAGUUGCAGAGAGGACUACUGGUCUAUUUUUUUCAUAUGACACCAAUAUAACUCUAAGGGCACAGCGAUUGCAUGAUCUCGGUGAUGAAUCUAAAUUGCUUCCUCUUUGGAGACAGUCCAAUGGCAAGGCUUUUCCUUGUUUAAACAAAUGUUGCGGCAGGCAGAUCCUCGGUUUCUCUGGAACAAUUACAUGUUGGAGUUGCUCAUAGAUAACAAGCUUGAUCCUUAUUUACUACCAGUUGUCUAAGGGAGUAUCCUUCAUCAUGUUGUCUGUUUCAGAAUGUAGCUGUUGUGACAUGAUAACUUAUUUUAUUAUUGUUUAAAUACUGUCCAUUUU